GUCCCCCAACCCAAAUCCUGAUUCAUAUUGCGUAUAUUUCAUUAUUUCAAGCCACUCGCUUCUCAAAACCAACGAUUUCAUCCAAAGUUUGCUUCUUCUUUUUGUCAAACUGCUUGAGCUCCAAAACGUUUCGGUUUCCUACCUUCUUAUAUGCUCUGUUUCUCUCUGUUUUUCUCAACUUGAAUAACCCAAUAAACCAUUUCCUUCUGUGUUUCUACUCGUAAGUGAAUGAUCGUUACGUUUUCCAGCGUUUAAUUUUCCUCUAUCUCUAACAAUGAGUGAGAAAGAAGCCAUAGAUUUUGAAGAAGGUUCAUCAAGUUCUGAUAGAACCAAAAAGGAAGAAGCUUUAUUAUGUUCUGCUAACCUUCACAUAGAAGAACUCCGGACCCAGAAAUUCUCUAUUGGUAAAAACCAAUCUUUUCCUUUAACUCAAGACCUUCAUUUUGCUGUAACCAACCUCUCAAAGCAGCUUUAUCAAAAAGACUCAAACUUUUUGAUGGAACUCAUCCUAAAUGCAGAUGAGAAUGAAUACAGAGAAGGUGUGGAGCCAACUUUGGAGUUUGUGAUGACCCAAAAAGACAUAACUGGGACUGGAGCACCAGCCACUCUGCUGGUUUUUAAUAAUGAGGUUGGAUUUUCCAGGGAGAACAUGGAUUCCAUUUGUGGUAUGGGCCAUUCUACAAAGAAGGACAAGAGACAGCAGAGUCUUAUUGGAGAGAGAGGAAGUGGAUUUAAAAGUGUAUUUCUUGUGAGUUCACAGCCUCACAUAAUUAGCAAUGGUUAUUGUGUCAGAUUCUUGGAAGAACCAGAUCAAGAUUGUGGUAUUGGUUAUAUAGUUCCCCAUUGGGUUAGUGGGGAGCCUUCUCUUUCUAGCAUAUUAGAUGUAUAUGGGUUAUGCAAUGUCUUGCCUACUACCACGAUUGUUCUUCCUCUGAAGCCUGUGAAGGUUGAAGCCGUGAGAGUUCAAUUGUCACAAUUGCGUCCAGAGAUUCUCUUGUUCUUGUCCAAGCUAAAGCAAGUACAUGUACGCGGGUGUGAUCCUGAAGCAACAGAUGAUUUCUCAAGGUUUUGUAAAACUAGUGGGACUGAACAAGUGGAGUUAUAUAAAGCCACGUCACGUGUUGUUCAACUUUCAGUUAAGCAAAGAAAGGGUGAUAGUGAGGAGUUGUGCAAGUAUUACUUGUGGGAGGAGGCAUUUCCCGUAAUACCUACUAAUAGAGUUGGUAUAAGGAUGAAUGUGCAGAAAUGGGUGAUUACCCUUGCUUUUCCAUCCAGAGAAAGGAUGGGAAAGGCAACUUCUUCUGUUGGUAUAUUUGCUUGCCUGCCCACGGAAAUGGUCACAAACUUCCCAUUUCUCAUUCAAGCAGACUUCAUUCUGAAUGCUUCACGAGAUUGUAUACUGUUAGACAACGUAUGGAACUUGGGAAUUCUUGAGUGUAUCCCAUCAUUGUUUGUGGAUGCUUUUCAGUCUCACUCCCUCCAUUCUGCAGUGGAUGAGCCAUUUGAAUAUUUACCUGCUCAAGCUUCACCAAUUCCUGAGUUUAACAAGGUAAGAGAGUCCAUUAGAACUAGAUUGCAAAGUUUAGUGAUAGUGCCUUGCCAAAUACUUGAGGGUACACUUUCCUUCGUGCUGCCUCAUGAUGCAGUUCGAGUCCUGCCAAAAUUUAGGGACCUUGUGAUUGGAAUUAGAGCAAAGGGUAAUGUUUUGAGUGGUUCAUCUUCAUCUUUAUUGAGGAGAGUCUUGCAUCCGACUCUGGACCUUGAAAAGUACAAUGCAGUUCUGAAGUUUCUAGAUGUGAAAUGUGCUGAUGAUCAUUGGUAUACAAAAUGCGUCCAAGGUCUCUGCAACCCCACUGAGGAUGAAAUGGUUAUAGCAGAUAGCAUUAUUUCGUUGCUAGAGUGUAUCAAGUUUCUGAUGUCAAGCUCUCUUGAUGAUCCCUUGGUGCGUGACUUCAUCAAGAGCAUUGGAAAAAGCAGGUUUUUGAAGACCUUGAAUGGUUAUAAAACACCAGAAGAAUGUGUUCUGUUUGAUCCUGCCUGGGAAAGUAUUCUGAAUCGGACAGAUACACCGACCAUUGAUGUAAAUUUUUACGGAACUGAAAUUUUUCAGUACAAGAAUCAGUUGAGAGAUAUUGGCGUGAAGGUAGAUCCUUUGAGUGUUUGUUCUCUUCUUUCUGGAAUUCUGACCAAGCUGGCAAACCAGCCCCAUUCUUGUUAUACACCAGACACUACCUUUAUAAUGAGGAUUUACAGCUUCCUCAACAAGUUCCACUGGCGUCCAGAAGCACCAGAUGAAAGCCAAUUUCAGGUGUGGAUACCUGACCCUCCUCCAGGUGGAUGGAUUAUGCCUCAGCAAUGUGUACUUCAUGUCAAUCAUGUUAGGAAGUAUCUGUUUAGCUCAUUCUUUUGUCUUGACGAACUUUACGCUGAAGAUCUCCUCCCCUUGUUUUCUUCAGCCUUUGGGGUUGCAGAAAAUCCUUCCAUCCAUCAUUACUUAAAGCUAUGGGAAACAUGGGCAUCAUCGGAGAACUUGCAAGUGACUCUGGUAGAGUGCUGCUCCUUCUGGGAGUAUGUUAUAGACAACUGGAAUCCAAAAGUUGAAGAGACACUAAGACAGAAGUUGACAAAAUUACCUGCCACAAAGUCAACAGCUGAAGAAAUAUAUCUGAUCAACAGAACAGAAGUGUUCCUAGCUGAUGACUUGCAACUGAAGAAAACUUUCCUGAGCUAUGACGAGGCCCCAUUAUUCGUGUGGUUUCCCACAAGCAACUGCUUGUCAUCUGUUCCUCCUAGAAGACUUUAUGACAUUUACGAGUCCCUUAGAGUGAGGAAGGUGUCCGAGUCAUUUGUGUGCAAACCGCAUACCAUCCUAUUAUUGGAGGACCUGGAUAAGAUUGAUGCACAAGAUGGAUUGAUUGGCAGGGGUUUAAUCAAACUUAUUUUGGGUUUUCUUGCUGGUCCGGAGGUUAAUAUGCCAUUGAAAGAGAGACACAAUGCUGCAUGCUCAGUCAUUAAACUAUCAGUGUAUAAACUUGAGAGACCAAAUCAAGUCAUUUAUCGACUGAUGCCAUCUGCGAGUACAACAGUGGAUGUAAAAAAAGUGAAGCUAGUUACCUGGAAGAAGAUUUCUCAUCGUUUGCUCAUUGAUAACUCAGGCUACAGAAAUGGAAAAUCUGAUCCAGAAUUUGUUACAGCUUUCGCUGACGAACUCGCUCAAGGACUAUUAGUGCAGGCAAGACAUUAUGCAGCAGCACUGAGCAAACUUAUCCAAUGGGGAUUUAUGUUCGAUUUUAAUGAGAAGGAAGUGGAUUUUUGGCUGAUGAGAGAAAAUUUAGAGUUGCCUAUGGAAGAUAAGGAGUUUCUUAGUGCUGCAUUCCUCUCAUCAACAGAACUUGUUUGUGGAAAGCGGUCAUCUAUGGAGACAGAUGAAUCAGGCCCUUCCACAGCAAUGCCUUCAUGCAAGAAGCUGUGUCAGUAAUAGAAGGGGAUUUGAAACCUGGCUCCUUUUUUUUGUUCAUGGCUUGAAAUAUUGGGGUCAUCAAGUUCAUUUUGAUAUAUUUUGGUAUAUUUCUGCAGUUUGGGCUAUAUUUUGUAUGCUAGCUAGUUGAAUAGGACCAAGAUGAUUAAUUCAGUAACGUUGUAUGUAGUGCAGAAACU
Messenger RNA from Rosa rugosa (rugosa rose), 3657 nucleotides. RefSeq lists its product as uncharacterized. The coding region runs from base 275 to 3478 and encodes 1067 amino acids. The transcript is spliced from 3 exons. The record is from RefSeq and is a predicted model, not a curated record. Lineage: Eukaryota; Viridiplantae; Streptophyta; Magnoliopsida; Rosales; Rosaceae.